CUCCCCGGUGGCUGUUCGCCACACUGCGCCGGAUGGAGAUGGACGCGCAGGACUGUGUGGCAUCCUGGUGGGACAUGGUGGUGCGGAACCUGCGAUCUUUUCCACAUUCCUGUUCAACACUCGGAAGAAAAAUUGCCUCUCUGUACAACAGCUUUACUAGUAAACCAUUAAAAGAACACAUUUUUCCUCCUCUGAUGAAUAUGCUAAUAUUUUUAAAUUUUUUCAAAGCACCAUUUCUUGUGGAUUUAAAGAAACCGGAGUUAAAGAUCCCUCACACGGUGAACUUGUAUAUCAGAGUUGAACCUGGGGUGAUUCUGGGAAUCUGGCACACGGUUCCCAGCUGCCGGGGGGAAGAUGCUAAGGAGAAGGACCAUGGCUGGUAUGAAGCAGCCCUUCAUGACGGCAACCCAAUUAUUGUUUAUCUUCACGGCAGCGCAGAACACAGGGCAGCUCCUCACAGACUUGAGCUAGUAAAGGUGCUGAGCGAUGGUGGCUUUCAUGUUCUGUCUGUGGACUACAGAGGGUACGGGGACUCCACGGGUGAGCCCACAGAGGAGGGGCUGACCACAGAUGCUGUUUGUGUCUAUGAGUGGACCAAGGCGAGAAGUGGCACCACACCUGUGUGUCUCUGGGGCCACUCUCUGGGUACAGGAGUUGCAACAAAUGCUGCAAAAGCACUAGAAGAGAAAGGAUUCCCAGUUGACGCUAUUAUCCUGGAGGCUCCAUUUACCAACAUAUGGGUUGCAAGUAUUAAUUAUCCCUUGUUAAAGAUUUACCGGAAACUUCCAGCAUUUUUACGUGCGCUUAUGGAUGCCCUGAGAAAAGACAAAAUAGUCUUCCCUAAUGAUGAAAAUGUUAAAUUCCUGUCUUCUGCCCUUCUCAUCAUACACGGUGAGGACGAUAGCACGGUGCCUUUGGAGUUUGGAAAAAAGCUCUAUGAAAUUGCACACAAUGCGUAUAGGAACAAAGAGAGGGUCAAGAUGGUGACCUUUCCCCCUGGUUUCCAACACAACUUCCUCUGUAGAAGCCCUACACUAAUAAACACUGUGAGAGAUUUCCUGAGCGAGCAGUGGGCAUGAGGUCUGAGAGUAACAGAAAUCUGCAGUGAAGACUUGGUCCAGACACCACCCAUGAUGCAUAUUUUUCAUGUAAAAUCGUACUGGGCUGCUGGGAUGAGCUGAAGUCACUGACAUUUCUACAAUUCACUUGCCAUUUUAGUAAGGGAAAGCAGGGAUGUUGGGCAUUAUUGAAAGUUGUCAUUUAGCUUGUCAUAGUCUACUUUGUGGAACAAACUGAAACCUCAUUGUAGAGUAUCAGAAUUUGGUAAAAUUUGGAUCCCAUCUAAAAAUGUGUGGUUACCAAACAUGCUGGGGAUAUCUGUGAAUAAGGUCGUCUUUGGUUGGGACUUAACAGUAUAAGAAAGGUACUCUAAUGUAGUUAAGUAAUUUGUGUUUUAGUUUAGUUAAUUUAAAUGGCAUUAAAAAGUUCCCAGUAUUUUCUAGCUUUUUGAAUAGCCCGGGAGAAAGUCCUAGCAUGCUACUCAAUCUGCCAUCAAAUAACAAGUUUUGGCACUCAUGUAGCCCUUGU
Neomonachus schauinslandi (Hawaiian monk seal) is the source of this 1587-nucleotide messenger RNA. It is a transcript of the gene ABHD12B, whose product is annotated as abhydrolase domain containing 12B. The coding region runs from base 33 to 1079 and encodes 348 amino acids. Gene Ontology annotation, molecular function: phosphatidylcholine lysophospholipase A1 activity; monoacylglycerol lipase activity. Gene Ontology annotation, cellular component: endoplasmic reticulum membrane. NCBI's taxonomy places the organism in Eukaryota, Metazoa, Chordata, Mammalia, Carnivora, Phocidae. Gene Ontology annotation, biological process: monoacylglycerol catabolic process; phosphatidylserine catabolic process. The transcript is spliced from 13 exons. The record is from RefSeq and is a predicted model, not a curated record.